This is a messenger RNA of Guillardia theta CCMP2712, 312 nucleotides long. RefSeq lists its product as hypothetical. NCBI's taxonomy places the organism in Eukaryota, Cryptophyceae, Pyrenomonadales, Geminigeraceae. The record is from RefSeq and is a predicted model, not a curated record. The transcript has a single exon. Bases 1 to 312 code for a protein of 103 amino acids.
AUGAAGAUGAUGAUCACGAGAUGGUUGAGGUCGAGGGACUUUAUCAUUGAGGACGGUUUCGACUUGCCCAACGGCUUGAGCAUCAGGUAUCACACUGUCUACAACGAGGGGAGCGGUGUCAUGCUAUUGGAGAUUCAAGCCAGGGACCUGGUCUUCGAGCAGCGACAAGAGCUUGGCAGGCCCUGCAAGAGGAAGAGUGGCCAGCAGGAUGAGUUGGAAGGAGGAGGAACUCCGUCGAAUGUAGAGAGUUGGGGUGCAGGAAAGGAUGCUACAAUGUUGAACACUUGUUCUAUGAUGGAGGUUGACGAGUAG